This is a messenger RNA of Menidia menidia (Atlantic silverside), 600 nucleotides long. Lineage: Eukaryota; Metazoa; Chordata; Actinopteri; Atheriniformes; Atherinopsidae. The record is from the annotation of a GenBank genome assembly.
AUGGAGUAUCUCAUUGGGAUUCAAGGACCUGAUUUCGUCCUAGUCGCUGCUGAUAAUGUGGCUGCUAGCAGCAUUAUUCAGAUGAAACAUGACUAUGACAAGAUGUUCAAGCUGAGCGAGAAGAUCCUGCUGCUCUGUGUGGGAGAGGCCGGAGACACUGUGCAGUUUGCAGAGUACAUCCAGAAGAACGUCCAGCUCUACAAAAUGAGGAACGGAUAUGAACUGAGUCCGGCGGCAGCAGCAAACUUCACACGGAAGAACCUGGCAGACUACCUACGGAGCAGGACGCCGUACCACGUCAACCUGCUGCUGGCGGGCUACGACGAGGCCGACGGGCCGGGCCUCUUCUACAUGGACUACCUGUCGGCCCUGGCCAAGGCGCCCUUCGCCGCCCACGGCUACGGCGCCUUCCUCACCCUGUCCAUCCUGGACCGGUACUACAAACCAGAUCUGACCCGAGAGGAGGCCGUGGACCUGCUGAAGAAGUGCAUCGAGGAGCUCAACAGACGCUUCAUUCUCAACCUGCACUCCUUCAACGUCCGCAUCAUCGACAAGGAAGGCAUCCACGACAUGGAGAAGCUGACCGUGGACGCCAAGUGA